AUGUUUAACCUGCUCCUAUCGUGGACCUUCCUGCUGGUAGCCACUGGCCCGCUAUUGGCACAUCCCAUCACCGACUCUGCAGAGAUGCCCUACCUAGGUCCUGUAUCCGUGGAAGAUGGAGGAGCAGGUAGUCCAGACGAGCUGUCUUUCUCUGAGCAGACAUAUCUUCCCCAAGGUGGCCCUGGACUCAGAUACUCACCCCUACUGUCUGGAGAUCUCAGCAGAGAUGGUCUCAGUGCAGCUGGACUACUCGAAAGACAGAUGAAGAGAGAUCAGUGGCUGGAGAAACAGAGUCACCUCAACCCCUUCAGCCACGUCUUUGGCGUCAGGAAGCUGUCCAGGAAAAGAGGAGGUGCCUCUGAGUGCUUCUGGAAGUACUGUGUCUAA
Molecule: messenger RNA, 387 nt
Organism: Oncorhynchus masou masou (cherry salmon)
Lineage: Eukaryota; Metazoa; Chordata; Actinopteri; Salmoniformes; Salmonidae
Product: urotensin-2-like
Exons: 4
Coding region: 1-387 (128 amino acids)
Biological process (GO): blood vessel diameter maintenance; regulation of blood pressure
Cellular component (GO): extracellular region
Molecular function (GO): hormone activity
Source: RefSeq, a predicted model, not a curated record